AGCGCCCGCCCGCCCGCCCGCCCUCACGAACCGUCCCGGACACAGAGGGACGACCCGCCGCAGAGCCCGAGCGCCGGCCUCCGCCUCCGCCUCGGCCCCGUCCCCGUCCCCUCCUCUGUCCGCGUAGAGGUGUCGCCACAGGAUUAAUGAGCUGACCGGGCACCGAGCCGCUCCUCCGCGCCUCGUUUUGCCACCUUUUUUUCCGCCUCGCGCCUGGAACUGCCUCACGCCUCGCCUUCGCUCCACUCGAGGAUACCUGUACCUCCACUGAUGGAACAGGGUCACUCCAACAAUCUCCUGCAGCCGCCCACCGCCACCUGACAUUUCCUGGAAGAGCGUGUCCAUUGCCGGCUCCCAACAAACAUGGACUGUUUUCCCAUGCUUUAUUUUCUGUCGACAUCAUGAUUCCUGGUAAUCGAAUGCUGAUGGUCAUUUUAAUAUGCCUAGUCCUGCUGGGAGAGAGCAACCAUGCUAGUCUGAUACCUGAAGAAGGGAAAAAGAAAGUCCCAGGCCUGCAGGGUCGUUCGGCCGCUCAGAGCCAUGAACUGCUGCGGGACUUCGAGGCCACGCUGCUGCACAUGUUCGGCCUCAAGAGGCGGCCGCGGCCCAGCCGCUCCACCGCCGUGCCCCGCUACCUGCUGGACCUCUAUCGGCUGCAGUCGGGGGAGGCCGAGGAGGCCGGGGGGCACGACAUCGCCUUUGAGUACCCGGAGAGGUCGGCGAGCCGCGCCAACACUGUAAGAGGCUUCCACCAUGAAGAGCACAUGGAGAGGAUACACGGGCUGGAUGACGGUGGGAACACGCCCCUUCGUUUCCUGUUCAACCUCAGCAGCAUUCCAGAGGACGAGCUCCUCUCCUCGGCCGAACUGAGACUCUAUCGUCAUCAAAUCGAAGAGGCCGCCGCCGACUCGGCCUCGGACGGGCAGGGGCUUCACCGGAUAAACGUGUACGAGGUGCUGAAGCCGCCGCGGCCCGGCCAGCUGAUCACGCAGCUGCUGGACACGCGGCUCGUGCACCACAACGCGUCGCGCUGGGAGAGCUUCGACGUCAGCCCCGCCGUGCUCCGCUGGACUCGCGAGCGCCUCCCGAACCACGGGCUGGCCGUGGAGGUCGUGCACCUCAAUCAGACGCGGCGCCACCAGGGCCGGCACGUUCGCACCAGCCGCUCGCUGCACCCGGGGGCUGGCGAGGACUGGGAGCAGGUACGCCCCCUGCUGGUCACCUUCGGCCACGACGGCAAGGGCCACCCGCUGACCCGGCGGGCCAAGCGCAGCCCCAAGCAGCGGGGCCGCAAGCGCAACCGCAACUGCCGCCGCCACGCACUGUAUGUGGACUUCAGCGAUGUAGGCUGGAAUGACUGGAUAGUGGCGCCGCCUGGGUACCAGGCGUACUACUGCCACGGGGAGUGUCCCUUCCCUCUGGCGGACCACCUGAACUCGACCAACCACGCCAUUGUUCAGACACUGGUCAACUCUGUGAACAACAAUAUCCCCAAGGCCUGCUGUGUGCCAACAGAGCUCAGCGCCAUCUCCAUGCUCUACCUAGACGAACAUGACAAGGUGGUCCUAAAAAACUACCAGGAAAUGGUGGUGGAGGGCUGUGGCUGCCGCUAACACACAAACUGACUAGAACUUGGACCGGCAACUUGAAAAAGCAACAUGUUCACUUGGACCCUUAUUUAUAACUUUUAUGUUGAGGUAUAUGUUUGUCUCACUGUUUUUUGUUUUCUUGGCAAUAUGAUCAUAUAUUUUGACAAAAUAUAUAUAUUUAUAUCUACAUAUUAAAAAAUAAAUUGAGUUCUUAUUGUAAACAUAAAAAAGCUGUACAACUUUUCAUAAUGUACAUUAGAUUGUAUACGUUUUUAUAUUGAGAAAAUAGUAAAAAUGAUCUUAAAAGUAAAGUUUAUUUACUGGUAAUAUUUAUUUCUUUCACAUUAUAUGCAUUUUGGAGAAAAGAAUAAAGAGUUGUUUCCAGUA
Messenger RNA from Betta splendens (Siamese fighting fish), 1976 nucleotides. RefSeq names its product bone morphogenetic protein 4 (gene bmp4). Gene Ontology annotation, biological process: negative regulation of transcription by RNA polymerase II; SMAD protein signal transduction; negative regulation of apoptotic process. Lineage: Eukaryota; Metazoa; Chordata; Actinopteri; Anabantiformes; Osphronemidae. Gene Ontology annotation, molecular function: growth factor activity; BMP receptor binding; cytokine activity. The coding region runs from base 402 to 1613 and encodes 403 amino acids. Gene Ontology annotation, cellular component: extracellular region. The record is from RefSeq and is a predicted model, not a curated record. The transcript is spliced from 4 exons.